Prosopis cineraria is the source of this 738-nucleotide messenger RNA. RefSeq lists its product as uncharacterized. The record is from RefSeq and is a predicted model, not a curated record. The coding region runs from base 80 to 622 and encodes 180 amino acids. Gene Ontology annotation, molecular function: serine-type endopeptidase activity. Gene Ontology annotation, cellular component: membrane; signal peptidase complex. The transcript is spliced from 8 exons. Lineage: Eukaryota; Viridiplantae; Streptophyta; Magnoliopsida; Fabales; Fabaceae.
AUAAAAGAGAGAGCAAUGAAGUAUUAAGGAGGUUGGUAAGAGGCAGAAAUUGAAGAUUUGAAUCAGAAGCGACGCAAAAAUGGGUUGGAUCGGUGAGACUGUGGAAUCCAUUAAAUCUCUUCAGAUCCGCCAGGUCCUUACCCAGGCUGUUAGUCUCGGCAUGAUUGUUACAUCUGCACUGAUAAUAUGGAAGGCGCUCAUGUGUUUCACUGGAAGUGAAUCUCCCGUUGUGGUUGUUCUUUCUGGAAGCAUGGAACCAGGAUUUAAGAGGGGGGAUAUCCUAUUUUUGCACAUGAGCAAAGAUCCGAUUCGUGCUGGGGAGAUUGUGGUAUUCAACGUAGAUGGCCGUGAGAUUCCAAUUGUUCAUCGUGUAAUUAAGGUUCACAAUCGACAAGAUACCAGGGAGGUUGAUGUUCUCACGAAAGGAGACAACAAUUAUGGGGAUGACAGGCUACUGUAUGCUCAGGGUCAGCUAUGGCUGCAGAGGCACCACAUUAUGGGAAGAGCUAUUGGGUUCUUACCUUAUGUUGGCUGGGUGACUAUCGUUAUGACUGAAAAGCCUGUCAUCAAGUAUAUUCUCAUUGGUGCUUUGGCUUUGCUGGUAAUAACUUCAAAAGACUAGAAAAAGAUAUUAUUGUAAGAAGAGCCAGCACCUCCUUGAGGGUGUGAUAUUGCAUUAUCCUUUGUAUCAUUUGACUAUUUAAUGUUAUGAACUAAUCCAAAGCAGUUUGAUUUCGA